AUGAUCAGCGCCAUGCCAGCGGUGGCCGUCCGCCGGGAACGGAAGAAACAACGAGCGGCGGCGGCGGCGUCGUUGGCGGGGAGUCGGCGAGGCAGCCUCUCGUCCCUCCCGUCUCCCUCCACCCGCUCUUCCAGCCUCCUCUCCUCGCCGCUCUCGGUGCCCGGCAACUACUACAACUACUUCAGCAGCCAGCGGCCGCGACGACCCUCCUCCUCCUCCGCACCCGCCCUCCACACGCCGCCGCCCGCGCCGGCGUCAUCGGCCGGCGCUCCCCCGCCCUCCCGGCGGCCGAGCGCCAGCGUGUCCACCAUCUCCAGCGCCGCCAGCAACUACGUCAGCGCCCUGCACCGGGUGCACGAGCGCCAGAUGGAGACGCGCCGCGAGCGCGCCCGCUUCCUCGUGUACACCGGCUCCGUGCUGAUGGCGAGCGGCGCCGCGCUCGUCGUCAUCGGACUGGCGGCGCGCGCAGCCGCCGCGCAGACCGUCGGCGCGCUUUUCCUGUGCCUCGGCGCCGCCUCCUGCCUGGUGCGCGUCUUCUGCCUCGCGCCGCGAGAGGAGCUGCCGCUCGUGAAGCGCGCCCGCGCCGUCUCGGGCCAGUCCAUCUACGUGCCCUCGUCCUCGGCGCACCCGAGCGCCGCCACGACGCCCGGCACGGACGACUCCUCGACCACCUCCUCGUACUACUUCUCGGCGGUGCCCAUGCACCGCGUGCCCCCACUCCUCUCGCCGGAGACCCCGCCGGCCCCUCCGCCGCUGCAACCACCCCCGCCGGUGGUGGUGCCUGGGGUGCACGGGGCGGUGGGCAGCCACAGAAGCAACCCCUCGAGUCUGUUGACGCCGAUGAGUCUUAACAGCAUUCCGGAAAUGCAAGUCUUGAUCACCGAUGACAGUCAAAGGUACUGA
Messenger RNA from Uloborus diversus, 903 nucleotides. RefSeq lists its product as uncharacterized. The transcript has a single exon. The record is from RefSeq and is a predicted model, not a curated record. Lineage: Eukaryota; Metazoa; Arthropoda; Arachnida; Araneae; Uloboridae. Bases 1 to 903 code for a protein of 300 amino acids.